This is a messenger RNA of Culicoides brevitarsis, 888 nucleotides long. RefSeq lists its product as uncharacterized. Lineage: Eukaryota; Metazoa; Arthropoda; Insecta; Diptera; Ceratopogonidae. Gene Ontology annotation, molecular function: protein binding. The record is from RefSeq and is a predicted model, not a curated record. The transcript is spliced from 2 exons. The coding region runs from base 69 to 839 and encodes 256 amino acids.
ACUAAUUUCAUGUUAUCAAAAACAACUUUCUAGUCAUUCCAGAUUUUAUUAAAAAUCUUCCCUUUAGAAUGUCUGUUUUUGGUUGUCUUGCUGAUUAUGGCAGAACUGUCGAUGCCACAGACAUUGAUGCAUCAAUUUUCCGUAAAAUUAUGUGUUUCACAUACAAAGAAGACAUUCAAAUCCGUUCAAUUGAGGAAGCCAGCAACUUACUUUACGCUGCCAAAAAGUACAAAAUAAUGCAAUUAGACAAAUUAUGUGAGAAAUAUCUCAUGAGCAUCAUUGACGAUGACACAAUCGAAGAGAUAAAUGUUCUUGCGGACACGUACAAACUAAAAACUCUUCGCCGUCUCACAAAACUCCAUCAUUCUCGACCAAAUCCCUCGUUGCCUGCUUCCUGGAUGCGAUUUGAGCCCGGAGGAUCUUUUCCUGAUGGCGCAAUUAUCGCUGGUUACUCCAACGAAGGCAUUCCGAUUUGCAUUGGACGUUGCAUUUACGAGGGAAAUAUUUUGCCGGGACAAGUUGAUCCGCUGAGCGAAAGUAUCGCGAUUUCGCAUGAAGGACAUGCCGUGCAAAUUGUGAAAAAAUUCGAAAUUUUGUGCAAUGGAAAUUUGUUUUGGACUCGUUCGAUGCUGGGAAAUGUCUUGUCAGAUGCAGUUUCGGGCGGAACGACAGAAUUGGGAGAGACUGUGUACAUUGGAAGAGCCGUGCAUGAAGGAACGUUGAAAAUUGGGAAGAUUUCACCGCUGAGUGACAGUUUGAUCGUGCCAAAUGGACAAACGGAAGCUCGUGUCGAUGACUCGUACGAAGUUUUGAUCGAAAAACCUUUAAAUCAGAUUUAAGUCUUAAGUUUUUAUUUAUAAAAUAAUACAAUUCUCAUUAAAAAUCUUA